Messenger RNA from Ilex paraguariensis (yerba mate), 495 nucleotides. The record is from the annotation of a GenBank genome assembly. Lineage: Eukaryota; Viridiplantae; Streptophyta; Magnoliopsida; Aquifoliales; Aquifoliaceae.
AUGAUGAAGACUGUUUCGGGGGAAGUGGUAUAUACAAAGCCAACGUCUCUCUCUAAAGCAGCCAAAAUUCUGAUCAAUUUCGUCUCCUUCGACAAUGGAGUUCCGUAUAACGUAUCUGCAUAUCUCAGUCGCGCUCUGGUUUCAUUCAAUGAGUUGGUCCAGUUCCACAAAGAGCUCAAAGCUAAGCCAUCCGAUCGCAAGCACAAGAAGCAUCGGGUUAGCAAUUUAAAUGAUGUAAACCCAAUAAAGAUUAGUAAAAACUCAUGGGUAGCUGAACAAGAGAGGGUCGAAGAUGCGGAGGAUUGGUGGAAACACAAGAAUUACAGAAAGCCAAGAAAGAUUGAGCAGAACCCAGACGAAGUUGAAGCAGAUGGAGUCAUAGAUGUAGAAGACAGUGUCAAGCACAAGAAAUAUGAAAAUCCAGUAAUGUUCCAGAAAUACCCAGAUGAAGCUGAAGAAGAAAGGGUGAUUGAUGGAGAUUUUGUUUUCGAGUAA